CAGAUUCUCUGAAGAAUUUUGGGGAAUUCCCUAGAUUCCCAGGUAUUUGGGAAUUUCCCCAGAUUACCAGGCAUUUGAGGAAUUCCCGAAAUUUAUCAAAUUCCUGUAGGAUUCCCCAAAAUGUCUGGGUAUUUGGGAAAUUAUUCCCCAAAUUUCGAAUUUUGACCAUUUUCUAAAUUGCUGUCACUUAUACUUCAAGCAUUAUUUUAGGCAAUCAUGAGGAUUUUAAUGAUAAUUCCAAUAUUAUUAUUAUUCCCUGUGCCACCUGUGGCUGGGGAAACAUUCAGGGGAUUUCACUUCUUGGAUAACAAGAUUGAAGAUAUAUUUGGUCCAGAGAAUGGGUAUGCUACCAAAACUCUUGAAAUACCAGUUCCAGACCAGAUGAGCUUCUGUUUGUGGACCUUUGCUGAUUUUAAUAGAUUCAAUGAUCAGAUUCCGAUCAUUGAGUUCUAUAGGCUGGGAGAAACUAUCCCUCCCUUCAUUGCCCUCAUGUAUCGAGAUGAUGGGAACUCUGGAAGAAUCAACAGUGAUGGACUUGCUACUUGGCCUAUCAGGAAUUUCACAUCAUUUGAAAGAAAGUGGAAUCAUCUCUGUGCUUCUGUGGAUAUAGUUGAAAAUACGAUUGAAUUAUUUCUCAACGGAAAAUCGGAUUUUCAAAAAAGCACAAGAAGCAG
Messenger RNA from Eurytemora carolleeae, 674 nucleotides. RefSeq lists its product as uncharacterized. The record is from RefSeq and is a predicted model, not a curated record. The transcript is spliced from 5 exons. Lineage: Eukaryota; Metazoa; Arthropoda; Copepoda; Calanoida; Temoridae. The annotation marks the transcript as partial.